Molecule: messenger RNA, 1233 nt
Organism: Sycon ciliatum
Lineage: Eukaryota; Metazoa; Porifera; Calcarea; Leucosolenida; Sycettidae
Product: histidine triad nucleotide-binding protein 1-like
Exons: 5
Coding region: 65-625 (186 amino acids)
Cellular component (GO): cytoplasm; mitochondrion
Molecular function (GO): hydrolase activity
Source: RefSeq, a predicted model, not a curated record
UGAAAAAUGAUCACCACUCCAGAUCCAUGGUCCUCCAGGCUCCAGUCUUUCACUUUUUUUAGGAAUGAAGAACAGUGAUCCUUGGACAAUAUUAUUAGGAAUUGUAGUAGGUCUUUGUGUGGCUACAGCGAUGUUGCGUGGAAGGGUUGGUUGGAGGCUGGUAUCCUCUGCUGUAGUAUGCCAAACUCCGGCGCGUUCCGUGUUCUCGUCGUCGGCACGUCGCUCAAGUGGGAAAGAUGAGGUCAGUGCUGCCCACACAGCUGCCCGGUCUGCUGCUUCCUCCAGCACACCCACUAUAUUCAGCAAAAUCAUCAGCAAAGAAAUUCCAGCAGAAAUCGUUCAUGAAGAUGAUGUGAGCCUGGCUUUCCGCGACGUUAGCCCCCAGGCGCCCGUUCACAUUCUUGUCAUUCCAAAGCGUCAAAUUCCGAUGCUGUCUGACGCAGUCGAAUCGGACAGCCAGAUCCUUGGCCAUUUACUGUGGGUUGCCAAGCAGGUUGCGGAGACCGAGAACCUUGCGAAAGGUUAUCGCAUCGUGAUCAAUAACGGCGAACACGGAGCACAGUCAGUGUAUCAUCUCCAUGUUCAUUUGCUCGGUGGACGACAAAUGCAGUGGCCGCCUGGAUAGACAGCUGGAUACGAUACGCUUAUCGCAUUGUCCUUGGCUAUCAGCAACAACCAAUAUCAUGAUGCGCGCAUCAACACAAAGCAAAAAAAUCAAAAACGAAAUCAGAAGUGUAACCUGCUCUCGGAGAAGCAACGCUAACACACGCUUGGUUUUACAAUGCCUCGACGAGUCAUGCUCUGUUUUGCAAUGCCACAUGCACGACUCCUGAUCGUUGAGGCUGCGAGUGCAGGAUAGCUGCAGGGAACAUGUAGCCAUGGACAUGGCACCACAACCCUGACAAGAAUGUGAUGCUAUUCGCUUACUGGGCCUUACAAGCAGCAUAAACACUUGUGCAAAGCAGCACAGAGAUAUUCCUCACACACAAACGCUUGUACAGUGCAUAUCGGUUAUAGCGUGGGCGUGUAAAAUAAUAUACUGCCUACAAGAAUGAACUCUCAUGUUUUCAUAAUCAUAACAUGGAUUUCAAGUGCACAUUUAUUCUUACAAGCAAUUUUAUCCCAUAGUUUUAUCGGUCCUAAGAAUGGACUUUGUGUAGCGAAACAGGCCAGUACAAAGUGUAUCGCCUGUAGUAAUACUAAUAGCAUCUGUCCAAUUCCGUUCUCAUCUGA